Molecule: messenger RNA, 1017 nt
Organism: Dicrocoelium dendriticum
Lineage: Eukaryota; Metazoa; Platyhelminthes; Trematoda; Plagiorchiida; Dicrocoeliidae
Source: the annotation of a GenBank genome assembly
GCUCUGAAUUUCCAUCUUCGAUAUGCAGAAGACAAUUUCUCAUGUAAUUUUUGACGUAGAUGGGCUGUUAUUGGAUACCGAGACGGUCUACACCGCAGUGACUGCUAAACUGCUGGAACCAUAUGGACUGAAACUAACUUAUGCUAUCAAGCGAAAACUCAUGGGUCGGAAACCUCUGGAAAGUGCAUGUGCGCUGGUAAACGCGCUCUCUGCUCCAUUCACGCCGGAAGAAUGGAUGGCAAUGUUUAGUUCAGCCCUCACAGCAGAGCAGUGGCAUCGUGUCCCAUGUAUGCCCGGUGCUGAACGUCUCAUACUUCAUUUGAAGAAGUAUGGGAUCCCAAUGGCAGCUGCUACCGGUUGCAGUAGCGAUGAGUUGAAGCACAAGAUGAAAAACCAUCAAACGCUGUGGAGCGCGCUUAGUCAUGCAGUGUCUUCUGGUGAUGAUCCUGAAGUGAAGUUUGGAAAACCGAAGCCAGAUAUUUUCUUGAUCACUGCUUCUCGCUUUCAAUCCCCACCAACCGAUAACAGCACCGUGCUCGUGUUUGAGGAUUCACCUCUUGGUGUCGAAGCUGCUGUUGCUGCUGGGAUGCACGUCGUAUGGGUUCCAGCUCCUGAUGAAUCUUCUGGAAGCGCUCCCGAGACAAUAGCUGACUCGGAUGUCCAUCGGGUUACAAGGAUUAACAGCUUGUUAGACUUCCGUCCGGAGGAAUUCGCCUUACCACCCUUCGAUUAACCUCCUGAUUUUUGUUACUCUGUUGCUCACAAUUCCAGGGUACCUCGACGAAGGACUUCGCUCGAUCUCCUGGAAGACCUACCUCAUAUUUCCUAUAUUUUUGUAAAACAAAUAUCUUUUGUCGCUACAGAUUGUGUACCACUAUCUCGUUUUCUCCCUACGUUGAUACAUUUUAACAGCAUCAACUCGAGAACAUUAAGUGCUAAUUUUGAUCAAGUGCAUUGCGCUUAUAGAUACGUCCAAUGCUUGACUCAGUGCUAGUGCUUCCUCAGUACAGUUCUAGC